Messenger RNA from Puma concolor (puma), 1627 nucleotides. NCBI's taxonomy places the organism in Eukaryota, Metazoa, Chordata, Mammalia, Carnivora, Felidae. The record is from RefSeq and is a predicted model, not a curated record.
AUGAUCUGGAACACCAAUCUGCGCUGGCGGCUGCCGGUCACCUGCCUGCUCCUGCAGGUGGCCCUGGUGGUCCUCUUCGGCGUGUUCGUGCGCUACGACCUCGAUGCCGACCCCCACUGGAUCGGCCGUCAGGGGGAUGAGAACACCACCAGCGACAUGGAGAACGAAUUCUACUACCGCUACCCGACUUGCACGCCCCCUGCCCCGGGCCUGCCCUGCGGCGUGCAGGGCCUCCUCCCUCAGCCGCUAGCCAAGGGGGCUGUGGCCGUGGCCUGGGCCACAGGAAGGCCUUUGGGCCUCAUCAAUGCGGACUUCUGCGUGGGCUCUGUCUGUGUGGCCUUUGGGGCGGUUCUGGGCAAAGUCAGCCCUGUCCAGCUACUCAUCAUGACCCUCUUCCAAGUGACCCUCUUCUCAGUGAAUGAGUUUAUCCUCCUCAGCCUGCUAGAGGUGAAGGAUGCAGGGGGCUCUAUGACCAUCCACACAUUUGGCGCCUACUUUGGGCUCACAGUGACCUGGAUCCUCUAUCGACCCAGCCUACAUCAGAGCAAGGAGAGGCAGAGCUCUGUGUACCACUCGGACCUCUUCGCCAUGAUUGGCACCCUCUUCCUGUGGAUGUACUGGCCCAGCUUCAACUCAGCCGUGUCCAAACACGGAGACGCCCAGCACCGAGCUGCCAUCAACACCUACUGCUCCUUGGCAGCCUGCGUGCUCACCUCGGUGGCACUGUCCAGCGCCUUGCACAAGAAGGGCAAGCUGGACAUGGUGCACAUCCAGAACGCCACGCUUGCGGGAGGGGUGGCCGUGGGCACCGCUGCCGAAAUGAUGCUCAUGCCAUACGGCUCCCUCAUCGUCGGCUUCAUCUGCGGCAUUGUCUCCACCCUGGGUUUUGUGUACCUGACGCCAUUCCUGGAGUCACGGCUGCGGAUCCAGGACACGUGUGGCAUUCACAACCUGCACGGCCUCCCGGGCAUCAUAGGCGCCAUUGUGGGUGCAGUGACAGCAUCCUGCGCCAGUGCUAAGGUGUAUGGAAUAAAAGGGCUUGCCAAUUUCUUUGGCUUUGAUGGUUUCAAGACUUCCUGGGACUCAAGCAUGCAGGGCAAGUUUCAGGCUGCUGGUCUCUUCGUGUCCCUGGCCAUAGCCCUGGUGGGCGGCAUCAUCGUGGGGGUCAUUUUGAAGUUGCCAUUCUGGGGACAACCUGCUGAUGAGAACUGCUUUGAGGACUCAGUCUACUGGGAGAUGCCUGAGGAGCCGAAGAGCACUGCCUUACAUCCUGAGGACUCCACCCUCAAGCCCGCGGAACCUUAAACUCCCAGGGCAGGUGAGAAGCAGGCUCCACAGACUGCCCCGGCCCUCCCAAAAGAGCGGUGCUGACCAAGCUGAGAACACAGGAGCAAGGCAAGCAGCACCCCACCUGCUGGCCCGGCCCAGGGCGCCCUCCACUUCUUUCUCCUUCAUCCCAGGAGGCCUGCCUGAGCAUGGAGACGGGAGAGCUAUAGACAAAGUGGGCAUCCAAGCCAGGUUCUGGCUGCAGGAGGCCUGCCUCCACGGGGUCUUGGUGAGAACAGCAGGCAGGAGUGGGGCCGGCAGCCGGGAGUGGGCGCGAGCCAUCCUAGGAGACAACUUAGCC